Molecule: messenger RNA, 715 nt
Organism: Psylliodes chrysocephalus
Lineage: Eukaryota; Metazoa; Arthropoda; Insecta; Coleoptera; Chrysomelidae
Source: the annotation of a GenBank genome assembly
UGAAGUGCCGACAACAAGUGGUUGUAACAUGCAUUGUUUUCAUUUCUAUUUUAAACAAUGUUCAAGGAGAUGAUAUUUUUUCGUCAAAACAUAUUGAAAUUGGAAAUAUAACAGGUAUGCCUAGAUUCAAACAAAAAAGCUACUACAUCGGUAAUGUGUUUACGGGUAACUUCUUCAAAUCAGAACUCUUUUGUAGAAAAAACGGAAUGAAUUUAGUGACUAUAAAUUCCAAAGAGGAAAGCGAUUUUCUGCAGAAGAUUCUCACCGAAAAAGGUGAUGAUAUCGAAAAUUUUUGGAUAUCAGCCACGAGAUUUCUAGACGUCAACAUAACAAAUGAAUGUACGAAAUUGCCAAUUCCCUCCACUAACGACUGGAUAUGGUUCACUACCGGUGAACGCAUUACCUAUUUCAACUGGCACAUAGGAGAACCCAACAAUAUUUAUCAUCAUGGUGAACUUUGUGUGGAUUUGAAAAAAGACAAUAAAAUAUGGAAAUGGGUCGAUAAAACUUGUUGGGACAAGAUAAACUUUAUUUGCGAAUACACUUGGACUAAAGAAGACAUACAGGGUAAUUCAAAAGAAUCGUCACAGUAUUUAACAGAUAUUUAUUAAUAUGUUUAUGUAUUUCUGAUUAAAAACUUUCUACCAAAUGGAUGACCAAGUUCUUGAAAGACUUUCAGUUUCCAGCCAAUCUUUAAAAUAUACCUAAAUGGAGC